Messenger RNA from Neogale vison (American mink), 1647 nucleotides. It is a transcript of the gene MUC21, whose product is annotated as mucin 21, cell surface associated. The record is from RefSeq and is a predicted model, not a curated record. Lineage: Eukaryota; Metazoa; Chordata; Mammalia; Carnivora; Mustelidae. The annotation marks the transcript as partial. The transcript is spliced from 3 exons.
AGUGUGACCUCCAGUGGGUCCAGCACAACCUCCAGUACUGAAUCUAGCACAGCCUCUGGAGGGACCAGCACAGCCUCCAGCACUGAAUCCAGUGUGACCUCCAGUGGGUCCAGCACAGCCUCCAGUUCUGAAUCUAGCACAGCCUCUGGAGGGACCAGCACAGCCUCCAGCACUGAGUCCAGUGUGACCUCCAGUGGGUCCAGCACAACCUCCAGUACUGAAUCUAGCACAGCCUCUGGAGGGACCAGCACAGCCUCCAGCACUGAGUCCAGUGUGACCUCCAGUGGGUCCAGCACAACCUCCAGUACUGAAUCUAGCACAGCCUCUGGAGGGACCAGCACAGCCUCCAGCACUGAGUCCAGUGUGACCUCCAGUGGGUCCAGCACAACCUCCAGUACUGAAUCUAGCACAGCCUCUGGAGGGACCAGCACAGCCUCCAGCACUGAGUCCAGUGUGACCUCCAGUGGGUCCAGCACAACCUCCAGUACUGAAUCUAGCACAGCCUCUGGAGGGACCAGCACAGCCUCCAGCACUGAAUCCAGUGUGACCUCCAGUGGGUCCAGCACAACCUCCAGUACUGAAUCUAGCACAGCCUCUGGAGGGACCAGCACAGCCUCCAGCACUGAGUCCAGUGUGACCUCCAGUGGGUCCAGCACAACCUCCAGUACUGAAUCUAGCACAGCCUCUGGAGGGACCAGCACAGCCUCCAGCACUGAAUCCAGUGUGACCUCCAGUGGGUCCAGCACAGCCUCCAGUUCUGAAUCUAGCACAGCCUCUGGAGGGACCAGCACAGCCUCCAGCACUGAGUCCAGUGUGACCUCCAGUGGGUCCAGCACAACCUCCAGUACUGAAUCUAGCACAGCCUCUGGAGGGACCAGCACAGCCUCCAGCACUGAGUCCAGUGUGACCUCCAGUGGGUCCAGCACAACCUCCAGUACUGAAUCUAGCACAGCCUCUGGAGGGACCAGCACAGCCUCCAGCACUGAAUCCAGUGUGACCUCCAGUGGGUCCAGCACAACCUCCAGUUCUGAACCUAGCACAGCCUCUGGAGGGACCAGCACAGCCUCCAGCACUGAAUCCAGUGUGACCUCCAGUGGGUCCAGCACAACCUCCAGUUCUGAAUCUAGCACAGCCUCUGGAGGGACCAGCACAGCCUCCAGCACUGAGUCCAGUGUGACCUCCAGUGGGUCCAGCACAACCUCCAGUACUGAAUCUAGCACAGCCUCUGGAGGGACCAGCACAGCCUCCAGCACUGAAUCCAGUGUGACCUCCAGAGGCUUUAGCACACAUUCUCCAACUGGAACACACACAACUUCCCAUAGGGUUGGCACGAGUGCUACUACUCCACUGAAUGAAAUGAUACCUAGUGGGUUCCUGAAACCAUGGGAAAUCUUCCUCAUUACUCUGGUCUCAGUUGUAGUGGCCGUGGGAUUCUUUGCUGGGCUCUUCUUCUGUGUGAGAAAUUCCCUGUCCCUGAGAAACGUCUUUGACACAGCUGUCUACCACCCCCAUGGCCCCAACCUUGGCACGGUCCCUGGAGGGAAUCAUGGAGUCCACCACAGGCCUAGCUGGAGCCCUAACUGGUUCUGGAGGAGACCAGUAUCUUCAGUAGCCAUGGAGAUGAGAAGGGGAUACAAUGGGCCCUGA